UGUUGUAGGGAGUAGUCGGCUUGUAAUCACCGUCGGAUCAAUCAGUUACAUCGUGGAUACGUCGUUUGUAAACAUGAUUAAAUAGUUUCUGUGUCACUAAUUUUUAUUUCUGCUAUAUCCACGUAAUUAUAGUAACACAAGAUUACGGGCAAAAGAAAAGGAAUAAAACAGAAAUGGACCCAUUACAACAAAGAGUACUUCAGGAUGAUAUGGUCCAGUACAAAAUCUUCUUACUACCUACAACUCCUCAGCAGAACGAACAACAACUGAAGCAGUUGCUUGGAGACAUUUUGGCAAAGUUUGCCCCCUUGUUGGUUGAUUAUAUUUGGCAAAAUCAACCAUUCAAUCUCCAGUAUCGUCCCUCUAAAGGAGACAUCCCAUCUCACCUCGGAGGGAUCACUCAGUUUGGAGACAACGUUGAAGACGAGUGGUUCAUUGUUUACCUCCUGCAGCAGAUCACAAAGACUUUCCCAGAGCUGGUUGUCAGAGUGGAAGACAACGACGGCGAAUUUAUUCUCAUCGAAGUUGCAGAUUAUCUUCCCAAAUGGUUGAGCCCAGAUACAAGCGAAAACAGGGUUUUUCUCUUUAGGGGAGAGUUGCACAUCAUUCCUCGCCCUUCCAAAUCGAGUUCUGUGGGCUUCCCGCGUAAUGUGGUCCCCAGUGUGGAGCAGGCUCUCACACUUCUCUCUGAUCACUCAGAAGCUUGUCAAGCAAGCCCAGAGAUACGUUCAGCCCUGAGGAAAAGACUCGAGGGGUUCCCAGAGAAGAUAAAAAGUGGCCUCCACCGCGCUCACUGCUUCAUACCUGCCGGAAUCGCCACCGUGCUGACGCAUCGUCCUGACCUGGUGGCGCCUGCAGUGUCGGCGUUUUAUUUCAGAGAUCCAGUCGACCUGCAGGCAUGUCGGAGCUUCAAGACGUUUCACCCUGACAGCAGAGUCCUCACUCUGGUUAUGUUUACACGCUGCCUGUACGCUCAGCUGCAGCAGCAGCAGUUCACUCCAGAUCGAAGGAGUGGCUUUAACCUUCCGCCGCGCUCUCAUCCUCACUACAAAGCCCAUGAGCUUGGCAUGAAACUGGCUCACGGCUUUGAGAUUUUGUGCUCCAGGUGCCGACUUCCUUCUGCAGAGCCCGACGCCGCCGUCAGUUGUAACCCUCAGUGGAAAAGUUUUAUGAAAAGCCUCCAAAAGAACGACUACUUCAGGGGGGAGUUGGAGGGUUCGGCCCGUUACAAAGAACUUUUAAGAUCAGCAGAAAUUUUCUUCAAACAAUCCGUUGCUUCAAAAUCAAGCGUUCUCUCUCCCGGGGAGGAAGUUCUCCAGGUGCUGCACAGCUGUGGACCCAUUAACGUGGAGGAGCUGAAAAAACUUGAGUCACAGCUCCCUCUAGAGGACAGCGACAGCUGGCUCGAUAUAACCGCUCAGGGUUUGGAGCAGCUGCUGCAGGAGAGAAGUGGAGGAAGAAUGGAUGUUGGCGGAGCUUUUAGCUCCAUCAAACGGCCGGAGAACUCAAGUGAUGCAGCGGAAGAAAACACGGAGGUGAAGGGAAUCGAGGAGGAGGACGACAGCACGUACAGCCUGGUGGCGGUCAGUCAAGGGAUUAAGGACUUCUUCAACUCCAUGUCCUCACAUGAGGGAGCUGAACUGCCUUGGAGCCGUCCAUCCCAACCUUUUCGAUUUGACCCAGACUCCAUGGUCAGCGCGCUCGACCAGCUGCUAGGAAACAAAGACAAAGAACUAGAUUCAGAUGAUCUGGAGGACGACGAUGAUGAGGAUGUUGACCACGAUGAAGAAGAAGAGAAUGAGGAAAGCUCGUCUGAUCACGCAGAGAUGAGCGGGCCGGAAACUAUUAACAGCAUUAAAAAAUACAUGGACCAAAUGGAUGAGGAGCUGAUGAGCACGAACGUUGGACAAAGCUUCAGUCAAACAAAAUUAAGCGAGCCGAGCUCCGAGAACGCCGCCCCUCAUUCUCCAGAAGGCGGAGCUUCAGAAGAGGAUUUCCAGCCUUUAAAUUUGGAUGUCAAUCUGAUGGCGAACCUGCUGGAGUCUCUCAGCUGUCAGGCUGGGCUGGCUGGACCCGCCUCCAACCUGCUGCAGAGCCUCGGCGUACACCUGCCUGCUAACUCGGACCCGUCUUAGACAGCAGGUGACGGUCAGAAGAAAGGAAAUUAGAUCAGCUGAUGAUCAGGCUAAAGGGUCACAUUGCAGUGAUGAUCAUUUCUGAAGAAUCUUUUCUCACAUUUAAUGUUAAAUGUUCUUCAAAAUGUGUUGUUUCCUCCUGGAAAUGCAGAUUUUGUGACUAUUUUAUUCCUAAAUAAAAAUAAAAUUUUUGUA
Molecule: messenger RNA, 2330 nt
Organism: Oryzias melastigma (Indian medaka)
Lineage: Eukaryota; Metazoa; Chordata; Actinopteri; Beloniformes; Adrianichthyidae
Gene: ecd
Product: ecdysoneless homolog (Drosophila)
Exons: 14
Coding region: 174-2135 (653 amino acids)
Cellular component (GO): nucleus
Source: RefSeq, a predicted model, not a curated record